AGCGCAAAUCCAAUUUAUCUGGUGGAGUCUCAACUGUUCUCUCCCCCAGAAUUCAGUACGAGAGCAACUUCGGAAGCAUUGAGAUUGCUUCCCCGCCAGCGAGAUAAACUCUUGAACCCCAAACGAAGACAGCAGAAGACUUAAAGUGUGUGUUUUUCACUGAGAAAAGACGCAGUGGUGCAUCAUGUGAAGUGUUUAAAAUUGAAUUACAUCGAUAAACAGUGUGUGUGCGCGCCUUAUCGUCAGGAGGGAAGCAUGAAGGACGUUUGGGCGGCCGGACCUCUUCUCCGGUGCCUCAUCGUGGUUCUCAGUGCGCUGCCCUUGGCACUGAGUCUCACGCCGCGAGCCACGGAUCUGGAAGUGCCCAAGAGAUGCAACCUGGAGCGCGUGUUCAAGCGCAUCGGCUACAACUGCGCCAAGUUGGAUUUGAAGGAAAUUCCGCAGUACCUCAAGACUUCAAUGGAGAUUCUCGAUGCUUCCUAUAAUCGGAUCAGGGACUUGAGUCCGCAGUCGUUUAACCGGUACACAGAUCUUCAGUAUUUGUAUCUGGCGGAGAACAUGAUCCAGACCAUCGAGCCGGGGACUUUUGCCCUCCUCAAGAAUUUAGAGGCCGUUGAUCUCGCCUACAAUGCCCUCACCACAAUCCCAGCGGAGCUCUUCAGCCUGCCACUCCUGCGCAAUCUCUACAUCUACAGCAACAACCUGUACGAACUCAAGGCGGACUUGGAGGCCCUCGAGAAGCCAAUCACAGCGCCACUCCAGCUCAUCAACAUUGCCGAUUGCAGACUAAACGCCGUUCCGGACUUUGGCAUUCUUCCAGAUCUCUGGCACUUGAACAUCUCCUCGAAUCCCCUUCAGCAGAUUCAGCCACAGCAAUUUUCUCCGCUGUGCAACUUAAAAACCGUAGAUUUAAACAAUACCAAAAUGUCUCCUUGUGCAUGUCAGCAGACGACUUUCUACAUGCGCAAGAGAUCCAUUGCCAUUAAGAAUGGCAUGUUUAACUGUGAUAGUUCAGCGGAGGAGUUGAUCUACUGUCCAGACGUUGUGAAUUCCACGCGAGAAGCCGCAGACUACGACGAGUGCAAUGCUGUGAGAGAAGUCAAGGUGCUCAAUGAGCAAGCCACUUCCUCCUGGAUGAUCGUGGCGCUCUCCAUUCUGGGCUGUCUGGUCGCCUUCAUCCUCCUGCUGUGCAUCUGUCAUCGGCGGAAUAAGAAGAGCGCCAAGAUGUCCCAGAAAAUCUCCCUCAGCGACGUGAAACCAUCUGAGGAGAACGGCAAUCGAGACAAUCUCCUGUCCUAUGAGAAAACUUGACUGAUCCAGGAGUGUACAUAGAGCAAUAAACUGUCCAGGAUUCUGUA
Phlebotomus argentipes is the source of this 1358-nucleotide messenger RNA. RefSeq names its product leucine-rich repeat and immunoglobulin-like domain-containing nogo receptor-interacting protein 1 (gene Lapsyn). The transcript is spliced from 5 exons. Bases 256 to 1311 code for a protein of 351 amino acids. Gene Ontology annotation, molecular function: protein binding. NCBI's taxonomy places the organism in Eukaryota, Metazoa, Arthropoda, Insecta, Diptera, Psychodidae. The record is from RefSeq and is a predicted model, not a curated record.